Saprolegnia parasitica CBS 223.65 is the source of this 1026-nucleotide messenger RNA. RefSeq lists its product as hypothetical. The transcript has a single exon. NCBI's taxonomy places the organism in Eukaryota, Oomycota, Saprolegniomycetes, Saprolegniales, Saprolegniaceae. The coding region runs from base 1 to 1026 and encodes 341 amino acids. The record is from RefSeq and is a predicted model, not a curated record.
AUGGCACAAGAAGCGGCUUCGGCCGGUGUCUCUGAGCUUGCUGCUGCUCGAUCGGAGCUUGCCGCUGCCAAGGCACAGCACGGUGUCAUGACGGACGCGCUUCAGCAGAAACUUGCGGUCUCCAAGGCAGCAGCUGGACGUGCCACCAAAGCGCAGAGCCAAAAGCUGCGAGCCGAGCGCACUCGAAGUGCUCAGCUUCUUCAAAGUGACGAGCAACACCAAGCGGCGCUAUCUGCUCUUCAGGACGCAGUCUCUGCUCUCGAAUCGGACCUCGUGACAGCGCAUGAGACGUCAGCGAACGUCGCGCGCCGCCUCUCGGCCGACCUUGAGAAGGCGCUGGCCGAAGCAAGUGCCACCCUCGCCGCCAAGGGCGCCGAGUUCCGAGCCAAGUACGCAGACGCAGUGCGCGGCCGCCGUGUGGUCUGCCCUGCUUGCGGCGACGUCGACGAAGUGAGUCAGUGGACCAUCUUCCCUGGGCCGCUGAUGGAAGACACGGACUUUGACAGCGACAUUGAGGUGGGUCUCGGUGAACCACCGGCACCGCCAGACCUGGUCGCAGCCGCAGAGCUCGAGGCAGAACGCAAGGCUUACGAGGCGCUCAAAGCGCAAGCCGACGCCGCAGCAGCCCGCGCAGCAUCGAACGAGCUGCGCCUCGAGAACAAGAUUUUGAAGCUCAUGUCGACCAGCAACGAUCUCUCGGCCAGCGUCAACGCGCUCUCGUCGGACAAGUCGGCGCUCGCAGAGGCCAAGACGAAGCUCCAGGAGGAGACGACGAGCCUCGCAUUGCGCGUAGCUGCCUUGGAAGCGGCGCUGCAGACGCAGGAGGCACAAGCCAAGACCGACAUGAAGGCGCUCGAGACGCGGGCGGUCACGGCCGAAGCCGCCCAAGAGGCCAACGCGACGACGAUCCGGGAGUUGCAAACCACCAUCGAAGGGCUCUCGAAAAGCGCACUCUACCGACGCACCCAAGAGCUCUCGAAAGAAAUCCGGGACCUGGAGGCUCAGCUGCACCGCCUUGGGCACUAG